CUGUCUGCCAUCGAUAAUGGUGCUAUGAUUGAUAUCAAUGGCAUUGCCUUCAGAGGUGCACUCUGUGACAGUCGAAGUGUGUCGAUUGUAGAAAAUGACAGAAACGGUGCCGUAUGUCAUGUAGCUGCCCAUGAGCUCGGCCACUCUCAAAAUGCGGAACACGAUGUUGACGCUGGCUGUAACGAUGCAGAUGGUUUCAUCAUGGCAACGGCUUUUACUCGACCCAUGACCGUCAAUCCGGGCAACUUCUUCAGCUUCUCCACAUGCUCCAUAAAUACCUUUAUCGCCUUCUACAACACACUCAACACCCAGAAUGACAACUGCGCCUUGGUAGAAAAUGUUCCUGGUGGGUCAGUUCUUGCUACCAAUGGGAUGAUUGCUGGGCAGGUUACAGAUGCUGACGCACAGUGUGCAAGGGCCUUCCCUGGAACACGUUUCUGUCGGAGAACUACAAUUUUAGAUGACAUGUGUCAAACGAUUCUGUGCGGAGUGGAUGCAGGAACUGGGGAAGACUGUCCUAACUCCAUUGUCCCCUUAGACAGGACGAGCUGUGGUAAUCAGAGGUGGUGUGUUCAAGGCCAGUGUAUUCAGGCUAAUGGAGCUCCUGCUAGAGCACCGAAUUGCCCACAAGGAGAUGAUCCGAAUCGUUCCUGCAACCAGGCUCGCUGUCCGUUCAGCCCAGUAGUAUGCUGUGAAACAUGUGGCGUCGUGCCACCGACUGUAGCAUUCCCCACGACCACAGGGACAACUACAACAACCAAUACUGUAACUGCAAGUGGUGCAAGUACUGCAACCCCAAGUGGUGCAAGUACUGCAACCACAAGUGGAACAAGUGUCACUUCAGGGGUGGCACUUUCUGUUGUCCGAUUUAAUAUUAUUUUAUGCUGAAGUGUCUUGGAAUAUUGCUUAAAUUUCACAGAAGUGAAGGAGAAUCUGCUUAUCCGUAUUUUAAUUCCCUGCCUAUUUUUAUCUAUAUAUGUGAAAUGUAUUUUGGUAAAAGAAAAGAAGAUUGAGUCUUUAUCCAAAGAAACUCUUUGUUGAGUUAUAGAUUGCUGACAAUAACCCUCUCGUCAUACCGUAAAUCACAACUUUUUCAUAUCGUAAGACAUUCUGUUUUACAUAUUUUGUGUGUAAAAAAGUCCUGGUCUGCAGAUGCGGAAAAUUGAAUAA
Molecule: messenger RNA, 1170 nt
Organism: Haliotis rufescens (red abalone)
Lineage: Eukaryota; Metazoa; Mollusca; Gastropoda; Lepetellida; Haliotidae
Product: metalloprotease mig-17-like
Exons: 7
Coding region: 25-888 (287 amino acids)
Biological process (GO): proteolysis
Molecular function (GO): metalloendopeptidase activity
Source: RefSeq, a predicted model, not a curated record